Molecule: messenger RNA, 849 nt
Organism: Penicillium chermesinum
Lineage: Eukaryota; Fungi; Ascomycota; Eurotiomycetes; Eurotiales; Aspergillaceae
Product: putative ABC transporter
Exons: 2
Coding region: 1-849 (282 amino acids)
Molecular function (GO): ATP hydrolysis activity; ATP binding
Source: RefSeq, a predicted model, not a curated record
AUGUCAGAGUCUGCUGCUAGUGGCCCGGGGCCCUAUGUCGAGGUUCAGAACCUGUCAUAUAAAUUCCCAGAUGACUCUGCGGGGCUACAAGACGUGCUGCUCAGCCUUCCCUCUGGAAGUCGGACCCUCUUGAUUGGCGCGAACGGAGCGGGGAAAACAACCCUGCUACGUCUGCUAUCAGGGAAACGCCUAGCCCCCACCAACACCAUUUCCGUGGGCGGCAAGGAUCCCUUCAAGGACCAUCUGGAGGGCGUGACCUAUCUUGGCGUGGAGUGGGUGCUGAACAGCAUCGUCCGUACGGACAUCGAUGUGCCCACCCUCUUAGCGUCUAUCGGUGGCGACGCAUACCCAGAGCGGCGGGAUGAGCUCGUCGAGAUUCUUGAUAUUGAUCUUCGCUGGCGCAUGCACGCCGUGUCAGAUGGAGAGCGCCGUCGUGUUCAGCUCGCGAUGGGUCUCCUCCGGCCGUGGACCGUGCUCCUGCUCGAUGAGAUCACGGUCGAUCUCGACCUGCUCUCCCGAAGCAAUUUCCUUGCCUUCUUGAAGCGCGAGACCGAGUCUCGGCCUUGCACGAUCAUCUAUGCCACCCAUAUUCUGGACAACUUAGCGCAAUGGCCGACCCAUCUCGUCCACAUGCACCUGGGCAAGGUCAAAACUUGGGGGCCGGUGGAGCAGUUCUACGGCGAGUCAACCCAGUGGACGUCUGAGAAUAGCCGCUUGGGCGAACUGGUUCUCAAAUGGCUGAAGGAAGAUCUCGCAGCUCGGGGUCCCCGCAAUGGACGCGGGAACCAGGGAAAAACCUAUGCGUCCGAGGGCAUUGGGGGCUAUGGAUACGAGAAGCCACCUCAGUAG